Messenger RNA from Argiope bruennichi, 5463 nucleotides. RefSeq names its product serine/threonine-protein kinase 10-like. Bases 473 to 4516 code for a protein of 1347 amino acids. Gene Ontology annotation, biological process: protein phosphorylation. The record is from RefSeq and is a predicted model, not a curated record. The transcript has 22 exons. Gene Ontology annotation, molecular function: ATP binding; protein serine/threonine kinase activity. NCBI's taxonomy places the organism in Eukaryota, Metazoa, Arthropoda, Arachnida, Araneae, Araneidae.
UAUCUGCACAGUGUUAUGAUAUUUUACUAUGAUUUUUCUAACAAAUUAGAAUUAACUAAAGUUUUUAAUUAAAUACGCGUAUAUUUCUUACGAUCAGAGAAAAAUCUCGUGAUUUGAUUCUGUUUUACCUUCCCCAUUGUGACAAUUAGAAAUUCAAAGGUUGCCGGAUGUGUUACUAGUUCAUUUGGAGCAUAUUGUUAUAUUGCAUCUUCUAGUAAAAAUGGAACAUUUUUUGAUGAAAUUUUCAGUAUCUUUUGAUACUAGAUGUAUAUAAAAUCUGUUUGAAAGUUUUUUUUUCUCCCCUGUUACGGAUAUAGGAAUUGACAUGUGUGUUUUGUUUACAUUUUUGAUGACGGCUUCAUUUGGAUUUUGAAGGGGUGAAUGAAUUGUGUUUCUGUAUUAAUUUGUGUCAGUUCCUCUUUAUUUGCUUAUAUAUAGCGCAUGCAAUUUAGAGCUAUUUAUAUGCUGAAAGAUGUCGUUCUUUAGUAAUUUUCGGAAGAUUUUCAGUAUUGGAAAUGUUACUGGUUCAGAAAAUAAACGUAAGAAAGUUUAUAAUAAUAUUAGAUUCAAUGAAAAUCCGGAGGACUUUUGGGAAUUACUGGGUGAAUUAGGAGAUGGUGCUUUUGGAAAAGUCUAUAAGGCUAUAAAUAAGGAAAAUAAAGAAUAUGCUGCUGCUAAGAUAUGUGAACUGAAAGGUGAAGAUGAUCUAGAUGAUUUUACUGUGGAAAUAGAUAUUUUAACAGAAUGCCGACAUCCCAAUAUUGUUGGCUUGGUUGAAGCUUUCUUUUAUGAAAGUAAAUUGUGGAUGAUGAUUGAAUUUUGUGAAGGUGGUGCUGUGGAUAGCAUAAUGAUAGACCUAGAAAAACCUCUGACUGAACCUCAAAUCAGAUAUUUAUGUCAUGAAAUGGUCAAAGGUUUAGAUUUCCUUCACAGCAAAAAAGUUAUUCACCGAGACUUGAAGGCAGGAAAUGUCUUGCUUACUUUAGAUGCUGGUGUUAAAUUGGCUGACUUUGGGGUUUCUGCUAAGAAUAAGGACACUCUUCAGAAAAGGGACUCAUUUAUUGGUACUCCAUAUUGGAUGGCACCUGAGGUAGUAAUGUGUGAAACAUUUAAAGACAAUUUGUAUGAUUACAAAGCAGAUAUCUGGAGUUUAGGGAUCACUUUGAUUGAGUUUGCUCAGAUGGAACCUCCUAAUCAUGAAUUGAGUCCCAUGCGAGUUCUUUUGAAAAUACAGAAGUCUGAUCCUCCAACUUUAAGCCAACCAUCGAAAUGGUCUAAGGAGUUCAGCUUAUUUUUGAAUAAAUGCCUUAUUAAAGAUCCACAAUCCAGAUUGACAGCUUCAGAACUUCUUAGACAACCAUUUAUUGUUGAUGCGACGGAUAAAAAGCCUCUAUUUGAGCUCAUAGUGGAAUACAAAGCAGAAGUAUUUGAAGAGGUGAUGGAAGAAGUUGAUGAUGAAUCUGAAUCUACAAUAUCUACGACAUGCAGAAACUCUCAGUUGAGUAUGGAUAGUGAAGUAUUGGACAAUGUUUCAAAUUUUAGUGAGCCUAUUGAAGAUAUUUCGGGGAUAUCAAAAAGCGAUUACUUAGAAAAUGGAGAAAUUAAGUCAAUAGCAUCAGAAGACUUGAAAACUUCAGAUGGAAACGAAGAUAUUUUUAAACCAGAUACCACAUUGACAAAUGAUAUGUCAAACAGUACAGUGAGCUCACCAAAAAGUUUUGAAUCAGUUUGUUUAACUUCGAAUAUAUUGUCGGAGGCUGAAGAUUCAGAAUUAAAUAUAACAAUUUUGCACUCUGGUGAAUCAAAGAGUGAAUCUGAUCUUUCCUCUGAUGUUAAACAAAAACUGUAUAAAGCUCUUUCUGAAAGUAGCUUAAAUGAAGUAAAAUCUGAACAAUUUCAACGAUCUAUGUCAUUACAAAAUGCUGAAAGUAAUAAAAAUGGAGCCGUUUGUGAUAAUGAUAAUUUUAGUGAUCAGAACUUAUCAACAACUAUAGAAAAACUGCAUAAUUCCUCUCAGUACUUGGAACUAGAUAAAACUAAUUCUAUGCUUGAAAAUGAAGUUUUAUCGGUUGAACAUAAUGUUGCUGAAGGUUCUGGUCAAUCUGAUUAUGUAGAUAUAAACACUAAUGUCGAUGCCGAUUUGCUGAAAUCUGAAAAAGAAGACAAAAUAUCAACUGAAUGUACAAAUGAGUGUGAAAAGGUUGCUGGAAAUAUUACAGAAUCUGAAAAAAAGGAAGAAUCAGCUUGCAUGAUUCAAGAAUCUAUUAUUAAUCUAUCAGAAAUCUCCCACUCCAUAAAGCAAGAUCAUAUACCAGAUGCUAGUAAUUCCAGUGUAUGCAAAAUUGCUCAACAAACUGAAGACAAUGAAAAUGUAGAUACUCUUACACCUCCGAGUUCCGAAUUUACAGAGGAAUCUGAUUCUAAGAGAGAAUCUAUAUACAAUAGAGAAGAAAAAAUUGGAGAAGAUUGUAUUGAUAGAGCUAUUUUAAAAAGCAAUAUCGAAGAUGUAGAGAAAUUUGUUUCUGUCCAGGAAGAUAAGGCUGGCAACACUGGUGAAAAAAUAGUUAUUCCUAAUGAACUAGAAUCCAUUGACACAGAUUUAAGCAAAGAAUUGCAAAUGAAAUCUGAAACACGAUGUUCAUCAAAAUUAUUCAAUUUAGAAGUUGCUGAAGAAACAAGUUUUAUUUUAGAAGAUAAAAAUGUAUCAGAGACAAUUUCAGAUAGUUCAAAUUUAAUUAGUCCUGAAGCAGAAAAACAGUCUACUUCAAAAUCAAAUUUAGAGGGAAAUUCAAAACAUUUAACAGAUGUUCCUGUUAUUGAGCCCGUGAAAACUUCUAGUAUUUGCGAAAAGAAUGUUACCAUUAAUGGGGAAGAAAUCUUUAAAACUGACAAAAGUGAAAUUCCGAAAGAAAAAGAUAAUUGUAAAAAUAGGAGCGAUGAAGAUAUACCUCUUCCAUCGACUGUUAAUCAAUGUACUAGUGAUGCUAAGGAUUUGACUGAUAUGGAUUCUUGUGGUAAAACAGGAGGUAUGGAUAUGGCUAAGGACAUCAAAAACAUUUGCGAACAUGUAGAAUCAAGUAAUAAUGAUCAAGCUCAAAUUAUUUUAAGAAGAAAGGAAAGAACGCCUGGUUUGCAUGUUAAAAGACCAAAUGCUCUAAAUAAUGCCUCACAGAGAAUAAAGCAAAAGACACUGAAAAAAACUAGAAAAUUUGUUAUUGAUGGAGUAGUUGUCACAACAACAACAAGUAAGGUGAUUUAUGGAGAUGACGAUAAACCAGUGAAAGAAGAUCAUGUGUUAAGGAAACUGGAACUAAGAGAAUUAAAGAUGCUACAAAAACUUGAAACCAAACAAUUUCAAGAUUUAAGUGCUAAAGCAGUGGCAGCUCGUGAACAAUCUGAGAAACGUUAUGAGCAGGAAAUGGCGACACUGAUUCGUGGAUAUGAUGCCGAUCUGGAAGCUCUAGUUAGACAACAAAAACAACAAUUGGAUAGAGCUGAGCAACAGCAAGAAAUUGAUCUCAAAAUAGCAUCUAAGAAAGUUAGAGCAGAGCAGGAUCGAGAAUUAAGAGCAUUUAGAGAAAAUCUGAAACAUGAGUUGAAACUUCUAAAACAUGAAAUCGAUUUAUUGCCAAAGGAAAAACGAAAAGAUGCUUUUAAAGAGCGAAAGGAAAAACUUGAUAUUGAACAUUCAGAAAAGGAAUUAGCAUUUUUGAAAAAGCUUAAUAUAAAUCAUGAACUUUCCAUGAAGAGACUGAGUGAUAGUUAUGCCGCCAAAAUUGCCUUACUGGAACGUCAGUUUUUGCAACAAAAGCAACAGCUUUUGAGAGCUCGAGAAGCUGCUAUCUGGGAAUUAGAAGAAAGACAUCUUCAAGAAAAGCACCAACUAUCUAAACGUCAAUUGAAAGAUAUAUUCUUUCUUCAGCGACACCAGAUGUUAGUACGUCAUGAAAAGGAACUGGAACAAGUCAAAAGAAUGAAUACAUGCAAAGAAGAAGAAUUGCUUAAAUGGCAAGCUGUUGAAAGGAGGCAAUUGCCAAAGCGCAUUCGAGCUGAAAUGAAAACUAGAGAGUUGAUGUUUAGAGAAAGCUUGCGAAUAAGUGUAGCAAAUCUUUCUGAAUCUCCUGAAGAAGAAAGAGAAAAAAUUAGAAAAUUUCAAGAAGGAGAAAAGAAGCGAUAUAAAGCUGAACAGCUGCGUCAUGAACAAAAGCAAAAGAAACAGUUGGAAGAAUUGCGCAUGUGUGCUGAAAGUACUUUAAAAGAACUUGAACAGUUACAGAAUGAAAAACGAAAGAUGUUAAUGGAACACGAAACGACGAAGUUAAAACAGCUUGAAGAACAACAUGCAAAAGAAUUACAAGAGUGGAAAAUUAGCUUGAAACCUAGGAAGCAGAGCCUGGAAGAAGAAUUUGUGGUGCAGCGUGAAGAACAAGAAUCUCUUUUGAAAGAAAGAAUGAAUAAUGAUUAUAGUCCUCCUUCCAUUCCUGAAACUGAAAUAUUUCCUUUGUCUUGUCCAUAAUUAUAUUAUAUAUUGUAUAACUGAAAGCUUAAUCCUUAUUUUAACAAGUGCCUUUUCUACAGUGCCAAUUCCUGGAAUUCUGUAAAAGAAAAAGAAAUUGCUUUUAACCCUUAAUUUAGCUUUAAAUUGAAAGUAAUCUUGAAAUUAAGGUCCUGGAAAUCAAAGUGAAAUUGCUGUGGCUAUUUCAUUCUGUGAUAUAUUAGAGAUCUUUUUGUUCUGCGGUUUCUCCGUAUGCUUGUAUUACUGGUUUUAUUUUGUUUUAGAAUAAAGGUUUAAGAUCUUGAAAUAUGUAUUGCUAUACUUAACCGAGAAAAACUGCUUACAUUAGUUUUUCUUUAGUAUAUUUCAAACUGUACUAAUCAUUUUAUUUGUUUGUGUGCAUAAUAUCUUAUAAAAUAGACACUAAUAAUUCACUUGAAUUUGAUAAUUUGAGAUUUUUUUUAUUUUUUAUGAAGUAUUGAAAAGUAGAGGCUCUAAAAUUACAUUCAAUUCUAUAAUGAAAGCAAUAAAAUGAACGUAGGAAAUGUGUUGACGUUUCUAUUUAGAAUGAUGAGCUUAUUAAUUGUGCUGAUAUCUUUUGCAUUUUAAUUUGACAUUUUAUGUUAUAGAACUUUUGAUGUUCCUAUUGUAGUUGUGUUUUAUUCUGUGUUGUAUGAUUUUUCACAUAAAAGUACUUAAUGUUAAACUCACACAAACAAUAUGUGUGAAAACGAGACAAAGCUGAAAUAUUCAUAUUGAACCGAAAUAUCUGGAGUAUCGCAUUUUUUAGGUAUGAAGUGCUUCCACCUCCCUCCCUUCUCAAAAUUAUUUAUGAUACUAUAAAAUAAUUAAUAAUUUGUAUAAUUUGUGAGUUUUCAUUAAGCUUUGCUCUCUGAUUUAUUUAAUUUAUGGCGAAUAUUUCCAUGAAGGUGAAAUUUAUUUUAAUUGUUAGUGUCUAAUUUUUAAUA